Corythoichthys intestinalis (scribbled pipefish) is the source of this 3289-nucleotide messenger RNA. It is a transcript of the gene crmp1, whose product is annotated as collapsin response mediator protein 1. Gene Ontology annotation, cellular component: cytoplasm. The coding region runs from base 210 to 2234 and encodes 674 amino acids. The record is from RefSeq and is a predicted model, not a curated record. The transcript has 14 exons. Lineage: Eukaryota; Metazoa; Chordata; Actinopteri; Syngnathiformes; Syngnathidae. Gene Ontology annotation, molecular function: hydrolase activity, acting on carbon-nitrogen (but not peptide) bonds.
ACUAGAGGGAGGGUGAGACAAAGAGCAGCUUAUCUGGAAAAUUUCCUGAUGCAGACACUCAAACUAACAUAAAAACUGAAUUAUUUAUCUCAUAUUUGGGCGAUUGAAAGAAGAGAAGGCGGAACCGUUUGUGACCCGGUUACAUCGCGUAUUGCUGCAUCCAGCCUCUCACACUCGCUGUUCAGACCCAACCUCGACUGGAAACCACAAUGUCGGAUUGCAGAAGGGAGUGGAACCGGGAAGAUGAGCUGCCGGUGUACUUUGCUGGACCGAUCAUCACUGGACCGAACCAGCGCAAAAGCUACGGGAUGUUUGAUUCUGUGGAGGGAGCGUUUGAAAGCAAGACCAUCGACUUCGACAAUUAUGCAGUUGGAAGGAAAGGGGGCCGCACCCCGAGGAGCGGAAGCCGGGAGAGAAUCCUGGACAUAUGCGACUCCACCGGCAAGACCUCUGGUGAGGCCCAAAUGGGCUCACGGACCACCUCUCCAGGGGGAGAACAUGGCUCUCCGGGAGUCGAGACUGAGCUUUCCUCGGGGAUGGAAAACACACAUGGAACGGGUGAGAGCUUGCUGAUUAAAGGAGGUCGAGUGGUCAACGACGACCAGUCGAUUUACGCAGACGUGUACAUUAAAGAUGGAUUGAUCAAACAGGUAGGGGAGAACCUGGUUGUCCGUGAUGGCAUCAGAGUGAUCGAGGCAAAUGGCCGCUUGGUGAUCCCAGGUGGGAUUGAUGUCAACACCUGUCUGAUGAAGUCCUAUCUUGGUGUACGCCCUGUUGAUGACUUCUUCCAGGGCACCAAAGCAGCUCUUGCAGGAGGCACGACAAUGAUAAUUGACCAUGUGACCCCCAAGCUUGGGGACAGCCUGCUUAAGGCUUUUGAAGUCUGGCAGGAGGCUGCGGACAAGAUGGCGUGCUGUGACUACUCCCUUCAUGUUGACAUCCCUCAGUGGAAUGAUUCAAUUAAAGAUGAAUUGGAGACGCUGGUGCAGGAGAAAGGUAUUAACUCAUUCCAGGUGUACAUGGCAUACAAGGAUGUGUACCAGAUGACAGAUACUCAGCUAUAUGAAGCCUUCUCCUUCCUGAAACAAAUUGGUGCCGUGGUGUUAGUUCACGCUGAAAACGGAGAUUUGAUAGCUCAAGAACAAAGAAAAAUCCUCGGGAUGGGAAUCACAGGACCUGAAGGCCAUCCUCUGAGUCGUCCUGAAGAGGUGGAGGCUGAGGCAGUGUUUCGGGCAGUCACCCUUGGAAACCGUGUGAAUUGUCCUGUCUACAUUACUAAGGUGAUGAGUAAGAGUGCAGCUGACACCAUCACUCAGGCCCGGAGGAAAGGUUCUGUAGUCUUUGGAGAGCCCAUCACAGCUAGCUUGGCCACUGAUGGUUCACAUUACUGGAGCAAAAACUGGGCCAAAGCUGCUGCUUAUGUCACUUCCCCUCCUUUGAGUCCUGAUCCCACAACCCCAGAUCACCUCCACACACUUCUGGCCUGUGGAGACCUGCAGGUGGUGGGAAGCGCUCAUUGCGCAUACAGCACCUCUCAGAAAGCAAUCGGUAAAGACAACUUCACACUAAUCCCAGAGGGCACCAACGGAGUGGAGGAAAGGAUGAGUUUUGUAUGGGACAAAGCCGUGGUCAUGGGGAAGAUGGAUGAGAACCAGUUUGUGGCUGUCACUUCCAGCAACGCUGCCAAAAUCUUCAAUAUAUACCCACGUAAGGGUCGUAUAGCGGUGGGCUCUGAUGCCGAUGUCGUCGUCUGGGACCCUGACAGCACCAAAACUAUUACAUCGAAACAGCAGCAGUCGUCUUCAGAAUUUAACAUCUUUGAGGGUCUGGAGUGUCGUGGGGCUCCAGUGCUAGUGUUGAGUCAGGGUCGGGUGGUAUUUGAGGAAGGAGUGCUCCAAGUGCAGCAGGGUACUGGACGAUUCAUCCCUCGCAAACCCUUCCCAGACUUUGCUUACCAACGUUUAAAGUUCAGGAACCAGAUCAAAGACAAAGGAGUCACUCGUGGGAUGUAUGAUGGGCCCGUGUUUGAUGUCGAUCAAACCCCAAAAUAUAUCACCCCUUCACCUUCGGCCAAAACAUCACCGACCUCGCACCUGCCUCCACCAGUACGCAACCUUCACCAGUCCAACUUCAGCCUAUCAGGGGCUCAGUAUGAUGACAACAUCCCUCGCAGGUCUGGCCAUCGUAUUGUAGCACCCCCUGGAGGUCGCUCAAACAUUACCAGCCUCGGUUGAAGAUGCACAAAUAGGGGUUUCGUGGGGAUUCACCAGUGUAUGUGUGUGCAUGCGCUAUGUUUCCCUAUUCUACAGCAAUGUGAGACACACAAUCACACCAUAAAGAUCUGCCUUGUAAGAUCACACUGAAAGAACAAAUGCACAUAAUAUUAGUGAUUUACAAUCACUCAAAUCAUUUGAGCAUUAAAAUUUACAUGCAAACUCACUUUAAGAUGAUGGAACCACUUCUCUAUUUACACUAUAAUGCAGUCUUCUUUUUAAUAGCACAAUUUCCACUAAGCGUUCCCCACAUGUGCUGUUACAGCUGGUCACUCCAUCUCCUGGCCUCUGUAUCCACAUCAUCAACACCUGUGCAUUUAAUGUGACUCGUAUAGAUCCUUUUUGCACGGACAUCAAUUUAAUACAUUUUGGUUAUGCACAUUUUUAUUCAGAUGCUAUCUGUAAGAUUUGAGCACCUUUUGAUGUUUGAAAAAUAAUCUGAACACUGCAAACAUAAAAAUUACAAAGUUGAACAAGGCUUUGAGCAUUGCAAUAAAUACAAAGUAAUUAAUAUAUUGGUGUUAUAGUUUUCUGCCAACCACAUUUUGUUGUUCUUAAAGUUAAUUUAACUAUUGUUACUAGCAAAAAAAUAGUUUAGUUCCCAUUUAAUUUUUAUUGAAACAUUUCCGCAGACUGUUUUCGCUUUAACUUUCCUGAUUUUUGUGAUGUUGUUGGUGGCUUUGUAUAUACUGCAUUAUUUAUUUAUUGUUGCCACUUUACGUUGCUGUUGUCUGAGCCAUUGUUGAUACAAUAACAAUAAAGACUUGACAAAAAUGGGGAGUCCAAAAACUUUCUUGCAAGUGUACACACUCAUUGACCACAUACAACACACCGGGAAACUACUAAUGUCAAGUUUAUUUACACAACACUUUCACAACAGCUGCAUGCAGCUAGCAUGACAAGAUUAUAGUACAUGUGUUAUUGUUGUUGGUGAAGAUGUGUGUAGUGUAUUUUUACGACACUUUCUUUUUUCUUUUGCUGUUUGAGCCAUUGAUGAGACUAUAACAAUAAACACU